CCCUGGCAUUUAAAGGGCCCGUCCCCGCAGCUGGCACCAGCGCAGCCCCCGCGACCCCGACAUGUGGCUGUCCCGGAGCUGCCCGGCCGCGGCCGCUGCCCGGCGGGCCCUGCCCCUGCGACCCUACUGCACCCGCCGCGCCCAGCGCCAGGGGCUGCUCUUCCGGCAGCUCUUUGAGCCCGUGAGCUGCACCUACACCUACCUGCUCGCGGACCUGAAGACCAAGGAGGCGGUUCUGAUCGACCCGGUUCUGGAGACGGCCAAGCGGGAUGCGGAGCUGGUGAGGGAGCUGGGCCUCAACUUACUGUAUGCAGCCAACACCCACUGCCACGCCGACCAUAUCACGGGCACCGGGCUGCUGAAAAAGAUACUGCCCGGCUGCCGCAGCGUGAUCUCCCGGGACAGCGGGGCCUUGGCCGACAUCCUCAUCCGCGAGGGCCACGCCCUGGAAUUCGGGGCCUUCGCCCUGGAAGCCCGCUCCACCCCCGGACACACGGACGGCUGCCUGACCUAUGUGCUUAGUGACAGGACCAUGGCCUUCACCGGGGACGCGCUGCUGAUCCGGGGCUGCGGCCGCACCGACUUCCAGCAGGGCUCCUCGGAGACUCUGUACCGCUCCGUGCACGAGAAAAUCUUCACGCUCCCCGGAGAGUGUCUGAUCUACCCCGCCCACGACUACACGGGCCAGACGGUGUCCACAGUGGAUGAAGAGAGGACCCUGAACCCCCGACUGACCCAGAGCUGCGAGGCCUUUGUCCAGCUGAUGAACAACUUGAACCUUCCUCAACCCCAACAAAUUGAUUUUGCCGUCCCAGCGAACCUCAAGUGUGGGAUACAGGAUGCAGCGACUUAGCCCCACUCUGUUUCUCCAAUGCCACACCUCUCAUAUUAAGCCCCACCCACCUCAUCAUAGGCCACACCCUCCCAUUGACCCUUAUGAUGAUGGAAGGUCCUUUGGCCUGGGGCUGGCUGUCCCUGACUCUCACUCGGGUCCCCCCCCUUAAGCAAAAUCUGGGGCCUCCCUCUUUGGGGUCUUGAGUGGGAGGGCGCAUCCCUUAAGUGGGGAGGGGGUUAAUGAUCUUCAACCAUGGCAGCUUCCCUUCCCCCGCUGCAACGUCCCCACCAAUUCCUCUGACACCCGCAGUCUGGCAUUAGGGAGUUUGCACCUUCCUCUGCAUUCACUGUGGGGUGGGAGCGUCCUGUGAGCCUCUCCCGGGGAGCAAAGGCCCCCCCAGUUCCCUGAGCCUGGUGUGCAGACAGCGGGGAACCCCGGCAGCCGGCGUUGGGGUGUGAGAGUGGCCCCAGGCCCCCAUAGUCUGCAUUUGAAUGACAGAGUGCCUGGGCGGACCCUGCUCAGUUCUGUCAGACCCUGCUUCCCACCCACUCUGUUUGCACUAGCUGGACUAUCUCCGUCUCUGCUCCGUGGGGCGUCAGCCCCUCCGGACCUAGAGCUGGGAGCGGGGCUCCCCCACUCUGGGCUGGGAGAGGGGGGGCCCCUGUCUGUGAAUGUGGCUUAGUCUUGGGUGGGGGGGUUGGAAAUGAACCGCUGCUGCGAGAAUAAAGUUGUG
Molecule: messenger RNA, 1568 nt
Organism: Terrapene triunguis (Three-toed box turtle)
Lineage: Eukaryota; Metazoa; Chordata; Testudines; Emydidae
Gene: ETHE1
Product: ETHE1 persulfide dioxygenase
Exons: 7
Coding region: 62-853 (263 amino acids)
Biological process (GO): glutathione metabolic process; hydrogen sulfide metabolic process
Molecular function (GO): sulfur dioxygenase activity
Source: RefSeq, a predicted model, not a curated record